AGUACCCACUAGCCUCUAGGUAACCUACACUUAAUUAUGGACGCGACUUUUUGGGCCGACGCGUUUAUUAAUUAGAUUGACCUUUUCUACAGUCUAACUUGAUUGCAACAUUUGCCUUCCACAUCUUGCUGCCUUUAAAGAGAUAACACAAUAAGGCAAAAAGGAAAAAAGGAAAAAAAAAAAAAAAAAGAAGGAGAAAAUCUAGCCUCAGAAUGUCAGCAGCAGGAGCGCAACAAGCUAUUACCCAGGGGGCUCUAGACGCCAUCUUUAACGAUCCGGACCACGUCGGCCAGCUCUUCCCAGUUCCCGUCCUACAAUGUCUACAGAUUAAGCCCCUUGCACCGCAGCAAGGCGCUGCUGGCCAACCCGAGCGCUAUCGUGUCGUCCUAAGCGAUAUACGCAAUUAUGUCCAGUGCAUGUUGGCAACACAGGCCAACCACGUAAUUCACGACGGAUCUCUCGUCCGCGGGGCUCUGGUUAGGGUGAAGUCGUAUCAAGCAAAUUCAGUGAAGGGAAAAAACAUUUUAAUUAUCCUAGACCUUGACGUUGCCACAGAGCUCGGUGUCCAUGACCGGAUCGGCGAACCCCAGGCAUUCGAAGCUAAGCCGCAAGAUGCCAAUCCACCAAAUGCAGCCAUAGGCGGAUCAAAUUUCUACGGCGCAAAGACGGAGUCUUCAGCACCAGUCAAAUCGGAACCAGUUAAAUCAGAACCUAUGUCGUCACGCAUGGGCGGCAUUACGAAUAACGCACCCCGUAGCAAUGGAAACCCUGUCAUCUACCCCAUCGAGGCGCUCUCCCCCUAUGCGCACAAGUGGACUAUCAAGGCACGUGUAUCCCAGAAGUCGGAAAUCAAGACGUGGCACAAGGCCUCCGGCGAAGGCAAGCUAUUUUCCGUCAAUUUUCUCGACGAAAGUGGCGAGAUCAAGGCGACCGGGUUCAACGAGCAAUGCGAUCAGUUUUACGACUUAUUACAAGAGGGCCAGGUUUACUAUGUUAGCAAUCCUUGCCGUGUCGGCUUCGCAAAAAAGCAGUUUACCAAUCUCCCUAAUGACUAUGAGCUUGUUUUCGAGCGAGAUACGGUCAUUGAGAAAGCCGAGGAUCAAUCUAGUGUGCCACAAGUCCGCUUCAACUUUGUCAACAUCGAAGAGCUCCAGCGUGUCGAGAAGGAUGCUACGGUUGAUAUUAUUGGCGUCCUGAAGGAAGUUGGCGAGGUCUCUUCCAUCACGUCCAAGACUUCCGGAAAGCCAUUCGAUAAGCGCGAAUUAACUCUGGUUGACGACACGCAAUUCUCCGUACGUCUUACUAUAUGGGGGAAGACAGCCACUACAUUUGCUACUCAGCCCGAGUCCAUUGUGGCCUUCAAGGGCGCGAAGGUGUCUGACUUCGGUGGUCGAUCGCUCUCCCUCCUCUCUUCUGGCACCAUGAGCGUUGAUCCCGACAUCGAAGAGGCCCACCGUCUAAAGGGCUGGUACGACUCGCAAGGCCGCACCAAUAACUUCGCCACUCACAAUAAUAUGGCAUCUAUGGGUGCCGCAACAGGCCGUGCUGACCAGACGAAGGUCAUUUCCCAGGUAAAGGACGAGGGCCUCGGGACCGAGGGUCAGAUCUAUUUCAACCUGAAAGCCACAAUCGUGUACAUCAAGCAGGAGAACUUCGCAUACCCCGCGUGCAGCAGCGAGCAGUGCAACAAGAAGGUCGUUGACCAAGGCGAUGGCACGUGGCGGUGCGAGAAGUGCGACAUCGCUCACCCGCGGCCGCAAUGGAGAUACAUUAUGAGCGUAAACGUCAACGACCACACCGGUCAGCUCUGGCUAUCGUGCUUCGACGACAUCGGACGCAUCAUCAUGGGCAUGACGGCCGACGAGCUCAUGGAGAUCAAGGAGAACGACGAAGACCGAUUCCCCGCUAUAUUCGAAGCUGCUAACUGUACCAAAUUCAAUUUCAGAUGCCGCGCCAAGGAAGAUACGUACGGCGACGUCACAAGGGUACGCUACCAGGUAAUGGGUGCCAACCAGCUGGACUUCCGAGCGGAGGCUCUGAAGCUAUCCGAUAUGAUCAAGCAGUUUGGCAUCAGCUCGUGAUCGCAGCUCUUCGACCCCAUCAUCGUCAUCAUCAUA
Molecule: messenger RNA, 2117 nt
Organism: Daldinia caldariorum
Lineage: Eukaryota; Fungi; Ascomycota; Sordariomycetes; Xylariales; Hypoxylaceae
Product: replication factor-a protein
Exons: 5
Coding region: 213-2081 (622 amino acids)
Biological process (GO): DNA recombination; DNA replication; DNA repair
Cellular component (GO): nucleus
Molecular function (GO): DNA binding
Source: RefSeq, a predicted model, not a curated record